AUGCUUUCAUAAACUAUAUCAAGAAUUCCUCCAUAAAUCUAUGUAACUCCUAAAUAUAAUGAACAUUUAACAGCUAAUAAUACUCAAGACGAUAUCAUUAAAACACAUAGAAGAAUUUAUAGUUAUCAAUCAAAAUCUCAAUUAUCAAUUCAUAAUUUUUAAUUGUGUUAAUAAAUUGGAUAAGGUCAAUUUAGUAAAGUUUUUCUAGUCAAGUAUCAUUUAAUUUUAUGUAGAAAUUCUGAAAGAUUUUAUGCUUUAAAGUUGUUAGAUAAAUAAUGGAUUAAGAAAUUUAAUCUAAAUUUAUAAGUCUAAAGAGAAGUUGAUAUUCAAUCUAAACUUAAACAUAGAAAUAUUGUUGAACUCAUUAACAAUUUCUAAGAUAAUGAUAAAAUAUAUCUAAUAACUGAGUACUGUGAAAAAGGUAGCUUGUACUAAAAAUAAUUCACAAAAUCUAAAAUUAAAGAGAUUAUUAAAUAGAUUCUUACUGCUAUUUAAUAUAUCCAUUAAAUGGGUUUUAUUCAUAGAGAUAUCAAGCCUGAAAAUAUUUAUUUAACCUAAGAUGAUAUUGUUAAAAUUGGAGAUUUUGGUUGCUCUAAUUAAAAAAGGAGAAGAAGAAAAACUUUUUGUGGAACUCCUGAUUAUAUGUCUCCAGAAAUAAUUUUAUGUUCAAAUAAUUCACAUUAUUGUGCAGGAUAUGAUGAAAAGGUUGAUAUUUGGGCAAUAGGUAUAUUACUUUUUGAAUUAUAUAAUAAUACGGUGCCAUUUCGAGAUAAUAAUCGAAAUAAAUAAUAAGAUAGAAUAUGUAGGGAAUAAAUUGUAUUCAAAAAGGAUGAUGAUCCCUAGUUUAUUGAUUUCAUACAGAAAUGUCUUUAGAAAGAUCCAAAUUUAAGAGCUAAUUUAUAUUAAUUACUUUAGCAUCCUUUUUUACAAUUUUGA
Paramecium sonneborni is the source of this 936-nucleotide messenger RNA. NCBI's taxonomy places the organism in Eukaryota, Ciliophora, Oligohymenophorea, Peniculida, Parameciidae. The record is from the annotation of a GenBank genome assembly.